Xenopus tropicalis (tropical clawed frog) is the source of this 5660-nucleotide messenger RNA. It is a transcript of the gene ago2, whose product is annotated as argonaute 2, RISC catalytic component. The transcript has 19 exons. Gene Ontology annotation, cellular component: P-body; RISC complex. Bases 308 to 2896 code for a protein of 862 amino acids. Gene Ontology annotation, biological process: miRNA-mediated gene silencing by mRNA destabilization; pre-miRNA processing; regulatory ncRNA-mediated gene silencing. The record is from RefSeq and is a predicted model, not a curated record. Gene Ontology annotation, molecular function: siRNA binding; endoribonuclease activity, cleaving siRNA-paired mRNA; mRNA cap binding. NCBI's taxonomy places the organism in Eukaryota, Metazoa, Chordata, Amphibia, Anura, Pipidae.
UGCGCCGAGUUCCCGCCCCUUGACGUUGCGUGUCCCGCCCCCCAGCCUCUGUCCGCCGGCCGUUUUCCCCUCAGUUCAUGUCGCGCAAAAGAAAGAGAAAAAAAAGGAAAGAAGCGAGAGAAGCGAGAGGCGGGAACUCGGCGUAUUCCCUCCCACACACCGUGCCUUACACCAUGGAGCCCUAACGGACUGACUGGCCGCUCUCUGAGGGGUUCUGUGCACAGCGAAGGGGGCGGGACUGGCUGCGUUACCCCCUGUGUCUGGAACUUUAUUUUCCCCCUCGCACUUCGCUCUUGGGGCCGCAGACAUGUACGCCGGGGCCGGGCCGGUGCUCGUUCCACCAACCCCAACACCACCUCUCCCAAUGCCGGCGUAUACCUUCAAGCCUCCGCCACGGCCAGAUUUUGGUACCUCAGGGAGGACCAUCAAGCUCCAGGCCAACUUUUUUGAAAUGGACAUUCCCAAAAUUGAAAUAUAUCACUAUGAGAUUGAUAUAAAACCAGAGAAAUGCCCCAGACGAGUAAACAGGGAAAUAGUUGAACACAUGGUCCAGCACUUUAAAGCUCAAAUCUUCGGGGAUCGAAAACCAGUGUUUGAUGGAAGAAAAAACCUUUACACUGCAAUGCCUCUUCCGAUUGCAAGAGAUAAACAGGUGGAGUUAGAAGUCACACUACCUGGGGAAGGGAAAGAUCGCAUCUUCAAAGUUGCAAUCAAGUGGAUGGCGUGUGUAAGCUUGCAGGCCCUACAUGAUGCACUGUCUGGUCGUCUUCCCAGUGUCCCUUUUGAGACAAUUCAGGCUUUAGAUGUUGUGAUGAGGCAUUUACCUUCUAUGAGGUAUACACCAGUUGGUCGUUCUUUUUUUACUGCAUCUGAAGGCUGUGCAAAUCCUCUCGGGGGUGGCAGAGAAGUUUGGUUUGGAUUUCAUCAGUCCGUACGGCCGUCGCUCUGGAAAAUGAUGCUCAAUAUCGAUGUGUCUGCUACAGCAUUUUACAAAGCACAACCAGUAAUUGAGUUUAUGUGUGAAGUUCUGGAUUUUAAAAGCAUCGAGGAGCAACAGAAACCUCUGACUGAUUCCCAAAGGGUUAAAUUUACCAAAGAAAUUAAAGGUUUAAAAGUGGAAAUAACUCACUGUGGACAAAUGAAACGGAAAUACAGAGUUUGCAACGUAACAAGGCGACCAGCAAGUCAUCAAACAUUCCCUCUCCAGCAGGAGAGUGGACAGACGGUAGAAUGCACCGUCGCACAGUACUUUAAGGACAGACACAAACUAGUUCUGCGUUACCCUCAUUUACCAUGUUUACAGGUCGGGCAGGAGCAGAAACACACAUACCUCCCACUUGAGGUAUGCAAUAUAGUGGCUGGUCAAAGGUGCAUAAAGAAACUUACGGACAAUCAGACCUCCACUAUGAUACGGGCAACUGCUCGAUCUGCUCCAGAUCGCCAAGAAGAGAUCAGUAAAUUAAUGCGAAGUGCAAGUUUUAAUACUGAUCCCUUUGUGCGAGAGUUUGGUAUAAUGGUGAAAGAUGACAUGACCGAUGUCACAGGCAGAGUCCUUCAACCUCCUUCAAUCCUUUAUGGAGGCAGGAACAAAGCAAUUGCCACCCCUGUCCAGGGUGUCUGGGACAUGAGAAACAAACAGUUCCACACCGGCAUUGAAAUAAAGGUGUGGGCCAUCGCCUGCUUUGCCCCACAACGGCAGUGUACUGAAGUUCACCUCAAGACAUUUACAGAACAGUUGAGGAAGAUCUCACGUGAUGCCGGGAUGCCUAUCCAGGGACAGCCGUGUUUCUGCAAAUAUGCCCAGGGAGCAGAUAGCGUUGAGCCAAUGUUCAGGCAUCUGAAGAAUACUUAUACAGGGCUACAACUAGUCGUUGUAAUACUUCCUGGGAAAACCCCUGUCUAUGCGGAAGUGAAACGUGUGGGGGACACUGUUCUGGGAAUGGCUACUCAGUGUGUUCAGAUGAAAAAUGUGCAGAGGACCACACCACAAACCUUGUCUAACCUGUGCUUAAAAAUCAAUGUAAAAUUAGGAGGCGUCAAUAACAUCUUGUUGCCCCAGGGCAGACCUCCUGUGUUUCAACAGCCUGUCAUAUUUCUUGGAGCUGAUGUUACCCACCCACCAGCAGGGGACGGCAAAAAGCCUUCAAUUGCUGCGGUUGUAGGUAGUAUGGAUGCACACCCCAACCGAUACUGUGCCACUGUGAGGGUACAGCAGCACAGGCAAGAAAUCAUCCAGGAUUUGUCUGCCAUGGUUCGAGAGCUGCUUAUCCAGUUCUACAAGUCAACACGCUUCAAGCCCACAAGAAUCAUCUUUUACAGAGACGGUGUCUCGGAAGGACAGUUUCAACAGGUGCUCCAUCAUGAGCUUCUGGCCAUUAGGGAAGCCUGUAUUAAACUGGAGAAGGAUUACCAGCCGGGAAUUACAUUUAUUGUAGUGCAAAAAAGGCAUCACACACGGCUAUUCUGUACAGACCGAAAUGAGCGAGUAGGGAAGAGUGGAAAUAUACCAGCCGGUACCACCGUAGACACAAAGAUCACCCACCCAUCAGAGUUUGAUUUUUACCUGUGCAGUCACGCUGGUAUUCAGGGAACAAGCAGGCCGUCGCACUAUCAUGUCCUGUGGGAUGACAAUCGCUUUUCAUCGGAUGAGCUGCAGAUCCUCACUUACCAGCUCUGCCACACUUAUGUCCGUUGCACUCGCUCUGUAUCUAUCCCUGCUCCAGCAUACUAUGCUCACCUGGUGGCAUUCAGAGCAAGGUAUCAUUUGGUGGAUAAAGAGCAUGACAGUGCUGAAGGGAGCCAUACAUCCGGUCAGAGUAACGGGAGAGAUCAGCAAGCACUUGCUAAGGCAGUGCAGGUACAUCAGGACACACUGCGUACGAUGUACUUUGCGUAACAGGCGCUGUUAUCCAGUGACUUAAUAGCACUCCUGGAAACGGAUUCACACAGACCAGCUGCACUUAGUUGUUUGUAAAAUAGUCCAUACUACGGCGACUCCCAGCAAAAAGUGCAAUCUACCGGUAACCCUGUUGUUUCCCCCACUGUCCAACCAGCCUUCCGUCCGAACCGCUUCUCACAUUAUGUUUCCAUUCACGAUGCAGACCUGUUGCGAUUAAUGUAGCUUGGAGUUUGCUUGGUAUGGGAAUGUUUACAAAGGUGCAGAGAGAGAAACACGUACCCAUGUAGAAAAACUGAACACGUAACCUCAGGGCUUUAGACUUUUGCUAUGGAAUAAUGUUUCGGAUCCUGUAUUAUCCCUGUUCAGUUGCUGAAUUUAAUGUGAUGGUUGCUGUCAGUUGGGUUGGUUAAAAAAAAAGGAGCUAAAAAAAGAGCUUAAAAAGAAAAAAAAGGCAUUAGCAGAACAUUUGAAGCCUUAAAAUAUUGAUAUUUUUUAAUUAGCAAACGAUUUUACCAUAUGUAGCUUUUUAUGUGUCAAAUGUUCUGGUACAUAACUCUAUGUACUUCAGAGAGUCAGUCAUAUUAAUGAAUUUAAUCAUGACUGGAGAGGAUUAGUGCCCUAGUGUCUCCAUCUCAUGCUUUUACAUAUAUUAUUACCCGGUGCCAUUCAGAACACACUCUCCAUAGAAAGUCUCGUUUAUCGUAUUUGUGUCUAAACUCUAACCUUUCCAAAGUUGCUUACCAAUACGGGUCUGUGGCAAUCAGUACAAUCAUGUUAAGCUAAUGUAAAAAGAAAAGAAAAACACAAAAAAAAGAAAAAAAAUAUUUCUAUUUACCAGUAUUAAUAUGACAUGCUAUUUAUUUUAUUUACAAAAAAAACAAAAUCAUCAUUUUUUUUUUUAACUUUAUUUUUUAAAUAGCAACAUAUCUAUUCUGUGCAUGGGUUAAAUGAGCUGACAUGUUUAACCUUUCUUUGACAAUGUGACCUGUGGUACAAGGAUUUGUUCUUACAGGCUCCACCGACAGUGAAUGGAUUAAAAAGAAAAAUGAAUUUUUAACUGUUUUGUUGCUAGAGGUACUUAUCACACAUUUGAAAAUAACAAAAAAAAAAACCAAACUUUAAAGGGACACCGACACUAUUUUGACAUCCAUGCCAGGCCCAGAACCAGAUUUCCUUGUAAUGGUACUUCCCCCACCAAAUCUCCGUAUAUUGGGGUGCUUUAUCCUGCCUGGUUUCUACAUCCCAGUCAUAAGAAGCCCCGCGAGUCUGUUUGCUUUUUGCUAUAGGAACACACAAUAGCCCAGCUUGCUCUGUUUCUUAGCCCUGACUUGGGUGGGGGGAGAGCCAUGGUCCUGGGAUUGGCACAGAAAUUUUGAAAAAAUGAAUGCCGGUGUCCCUUUAAUCUGGUAGUGUUACAGCUGCAAAAUGUGAAAAAAAAUCAAGCUGCAUCUGUUCCUUUCUAGUUAUUAGCAGUGCUGCAUUUAUUGCAAAGCCAGCAACUGGAAGUCCAUUUGUGAUGAUGUGAUGAAUAGGAGAAUGUGCUUUACGUACUGCCCCUUUAAUUCGAGUCCAGAUAUCGGCGCUUACAUAGCCUACAACAAAGGAAAGCUUUAUUUCUCUCACCCGUGUCUUGCAAUACAACCCGCGAGCGCCUCACUCAAUAGAUCAAAUGCGACAUGUUGCUUAAAGGAGGCAGUUAUCAUGUUUACCUUCAGCGUGACAUUUAUAUGCAACCCCCAAUGGAACUUUUCCUUUUGCUUUUGUUAGUAAUAUGCAAUUGUGUCACUUCUGUAUCUGACCAUGGAUUUGACUUUUUUACACUUAAUAGCAAUAGUUAUAGCCUCAGUUCUCACCUUUGCUACUGUAAUAAAGGCCUGCUUUGAUAUGAAGGAACGUUCUGCUUGGCGCUGUGCCCUGCUGUGGGAAAUGGUUAUAAAUAACGGAGCGGCGUUCCCUUAUGAUGUCAUUAGCAUUUGCGCCAAUCAAAACUCCCCAGUGCGGUAUCGCCCUAAAUCAGCUAUUUUGUAACUGAUGGUUUGGGACCCAAGAAUGGUUCCCCUGCUGUUUAGGGUGAGUUUCCUUAAUCGUGUGCAGUUUUUUUCCCCGACAGUAGAGAACAGUAAUUGAAAUAAGGUGCUUAAUUAAUUCUGAAUCAAUUUUGGGGUCUAAAGCUGAUUCCCUAUAAGGGAGAAGGUUAGGAAACUCUGCCCUCAGUGAAGCGUCUAGCACACCGCCAAAAAAAUGGUGGAGUGUGUUCUCUAGACAUAGCAAAAAAAAGUCUGCUCCAUCUGUAGUACUACUGAGCCUUUAUUCAAACCUGCAGUCUCUGUUGGAGGUACUGGAGUUUGGUGUUUGUUCCAGCCAAAAUGUAGAGAUGUAAAGGCUAAAUGCCACCCUAAAGGCAUCUGACAGCAGGGUUUGUGGGUUGAGUACAGUUGGCCAGUAAGAACAGCUUUCUGUUGACAUAUAUGUCCGGUCAGUUGGGCACUGUGGUCAAAACGGGCCGAAUGUGGGCAUGUACAGCCAGCUUAAUGUGUUACAGGACAGAACUCAAGAAUCAGUUACUGCUGUAAUGUAUACUGCUUGGGUGCUUUUAAAGGGGAAGUAAAGUCUUCCCACAAGGUUUAGGGAAAGCAGACAUUUGUACAGCUCUGUGUGUUCUAGUAGCUCUAUAUAAAUAGUUGUACAAACAUACAUUUUAUUUAGUAGCUGUAAGGUGCAGCAACAUAGCCCCAACCUCAGAUACUCCUAAAAAAAAAAA